Cotesia congregata is the source of this 1947-nucleotide messenger RNA. Lineage: Eukaryota; Metazoa; Arthropoda; Insecta; Hymenoptera; Braconidae. The record is from the annotation of a GenBank genome assembly.
AUGGAUAAAAGUAGUAAUAACUUUAUUAGUUAUGUUGGUAUGGAAGAGCAUGAGAUGCAGCAAAUAAAUUCCAGUAGGAGAAAUUCUGUGAAUGAUAAUAAUGUAAAACUGCUACCAGGUGAAGUAGUAAUAGCAGAAGCUCAGAGUGUGUUGAUGUUUUCACCAGUGAGUGAUUUAAAACAGGGUAUUUCGGGCAUACUCGCGGUCACUAAUUUUAAACUAACAUUUAUUACUACUGAAGAUUCCAAUUCUGAGGACAUAAAUCGUCAGCAAAAUCAUUUUUAUAGAUAUACAGACUCAUGCCUAACGAACAUCGACGAAAUUUACUUAAUAAUAGGCGAUAAAAAACGUAAAUUAAUGCCUGGUAGUACAGUACCCUCAAAAGUAAAGGGUAUUUUUAUCGUUUGUAAAAAUUUUAGGACGUGGUCAUUUUCAUUUAAAUUUUCACCAGUCGGUCACGGAAAAAAUUUAUUAACAACUCUUCUGCAUCAUGCAUUUCCUCGUCGGCAUCAAUUAUUAUUCGCCUAUGAUUACAAAGAACCGUAUUACAGUAGCGUAGAUAAAAAAGUAAAGCUAUUUCGCAGCAUGAGCGACUGGCAAAAUGAAUUAAACCGUACGUCUUGCAAUAAUGAGCAUACGAAAAAAAACUGGAGGUUGUCGUCUGCUAAUUUGCGAUACCAAUUAUCAACUAGCCUUCCAGAGUAUAUUAUAGUACCCGCUUCAGUGACAGACAGCCAAUUGACUGGGGCAGCCUCGCACUUUCAAGACAAUCGUCCUCCAGUAUGGUCCUGGUCGAACCGCCGCGGCGCGGCUCUGGUUAAGAUGUCUGAGUUGAUACCCACGAUAUCAGAACGUACUCAAGAAAAUAUUAUGCUGGAGAAUAUUCGAAAAAGCCAUCCCCAGAAGCUAGCAAUGGCCGUACUGGAUUUAAAUAAAGAUGUUAAUGUUAAAACUGUUGCCAAUGGAUUUUCUAAAUUUAUUUCUCUUUGUUCACCAGAUAACAUAAGACAAUUUUGGCUACAAGACAAUAAUUUCUAUUCGUUAUUAGAAAGUACUAAAUGGUUGAAAUUUGUCUCUUACUGUUUGCAAAAAGCCGUCGAAGCUAGUGACCAUUUAAAUUCUGGUACUUCUGUUAUCCUGCAAGAAAAUGCUGGAAGAGAUUUAUGCUGCGUAAUAUCAAGUUUAGUUCAAUUAAUACUCGACCCGUACUUUAGGACAAUAACUGGGUUUCAAACGCUGCUCCAAAAAGAGUGGGUAGCUGCUGGUCAUCCUUUUUGUGACCGUCUAGGUCACAUUAUUAAACCAAACAGUGAAAAGUCCCCGAUUUUUUUGAUCUACCUCGAUUGCGUCUGGCAAUUGUGUCAGCAGUAUCCAUCAAAAUUUGAAUUUACGGAAACUUAUCUAACAAGUUUGUGGGACACUGCUCAUGUAUCAAUUUUUGAUACAUUUAUUUUCAAUUGUGAAAGAGACCGUACUAAUGCAGCAACGGACAUUAACAAUCCGCUGGUUUUAAGAAGUGUCUGGGACUGGAGAGAACAGUUUACUGACCAGGAUAUUUUAUUAUUCUACAGCCCAUUUUUCAAUUCAGCCGACGAGGAAAAAUAUCUCAAGCCCCAGUUUAGUGUCUCUUGCCUCGAGCUUUGGACCCAGUGCUAUUUUCGUUGGAUUCCUCCGUUAGAAAUUCGAAAUGGAGGUAAAAAUCACUCAGAACUGUACGCCCGUUUGCUACAAAACAGCAUAAGUCAGUUAAAAGUAAACAUAAACGGGAAUUGCGGCUCGCCUGUUGACAAAAUAAAUACUUUUUUAGUGCAAAUGAACAUCAACAGUUUUUAUCCGUUCGGCAACAAACACUCGGGCAACACUGUUAGUACUCCGAUAAUGAAUAAUUCAAUGCUCAUGACCGAGAGUUUUAUUGACGCACAGUCAUUGCUUACUGCACCAGACUGA